Messenger RNA from Rosa rugosa (rugosa rose), 1816 nucleotides. Its product is annotated as F-box/kelch-repeat protein At3g06240-like. NCBI's taxonomy places the organism in Eukaryota, Viridiplantae, Streptophyta, Magnoliopsida, Rosales, Rosaceae. The coding region runs from base 225 to 1547 and encodes 440 amino acids. The transcript has 2 exons. Gene Ontology annotation, molecular function: protein binding. The record is from RefSeq and is a predicted model, not a curated record.
GAAGAAACCCAAAAGCCAUGACAUGAGAUUAGCUACAGGUGUCUCUCCCUCACUUUCACACCGAGUCAUUCACCAACCCUUAUUAAAUCAUUCACCAACACUCAUUAAAUCAAGGUUCACACCCCUCUAUCAGUUCUUGAUAUCAGAAUCAGAUCACAUCAGAAUCAUAAUCUCUCAACCUCUAAAGAUUCAUCUUUCUCAUUUCAGCUCUGGAGAUCUUGCCAAUGUCAGAGAAGAAGAAGAAGAAGAAUGUUGUCUUUGAUCUCCCUGAAGAUAUUAUUGUAAAGAUUCUAUGUAGGUUGCCUGUCAAAACUUUGAUUCGAUUCACUUGUGUGUCAAAACGUUGGCGUUCUAUAGUAAGCUCUGACCCUCAGUUUGCUAAAUCCCAACUCAAUCUAGCAUCUCAGCAGAAAGCCCUCUGUCAUAGAUUUCUAGUCAGCAUCCUCUCUCUACUUGAAGCCCAUAUCCAGUGUCGAUGCGACUUCUUAGAUUCUUCAGUAAAAAAGGCAGCAUUGUCCCAACUCCACACUAAGUUUCGAACCUUAGAUUUGGAAGCGCCCACUCAAUUUGGAAAUGCUUCUUCGGUCAAGAUUCUCAGCUCCCCAUUUGAUGGGCUUGUCAGGCCAAUGGCUACUUGCAAUGGUUUGGUAAUUCUAGGUGAUGUCCAUUGUACAAACUUGUCUAUCUGGAACCCUUCAACUGCAUUCUUCCGCAAAAUACCUGAUCCAGGUAUUUGGGCAAAAAUGACAACCAAGAAUGGAAACAGAAGAUGGGCAGUUUUUGUAUGUUGUGGUUUUGGGUAUGUGUCAGCAACUGAUGACUACAAAUUUGUUAUUCUACUCCAUGAUUUACCUUUUUUGUUGGGUGUUCACAUUUUCUCGGUGAGAGAUAAUUCAUGGAAAAUUGUUCAAGUCCCAGGCAUUCACGACGACUGGAUCUUCAGCAGCAAGGGGGUUCUUUCAAAUGAAGUACUCCAUUGGAUCACUGAGAACAGAACUAAUGAGCUAGUUAUCUCUGCUUUCGAUUUGGCUGAGGAGGAGUUCCAGAAAGAGUCGUUGCUAUUCCCUGCGGAUGUAGACUGCAACAUUUAUGAUCCAGACUACAACAUUCGUGAUCCGUGGAAACGGAUAGAACUGGGGUGUUUAGAUGGAUGCCUUUGCAUACACUCUCUGAAUACUAAAGCUGGUGGGGAUAUUGAAGUCUGGGUUUUGAGAGAAUACAGAGUACUUGAAUCAUGGAUCAAACUCUCUAAAUUUAGUGUAGACGAUAUUCCAGGUGUGUUUGUUUCACAAAUUCCUUUGUUUCAAUUUUUCGUUUCGGAAAGUGGUACUGCUUUCAUCAAUUCAGAUUUCAAGGAGUUGGUCAGAAUUGAAUGCCACAAAGAAGAGAAGCCGGUUUUGAGUGGUCAGUAUAAGAUUGAGAAGUGGGAGCCCUUGAAUUUAGGUUUAUGGGAGCAAAUUCUUGAAAGUUUUCGGAAGGAAAAGGAGGAUGCCAAUUUUUUUUCGGUGAUGUUUUACGAUGAAACUUUAGUUUCAGUUCCUGAAUGAUUAUGGUGAAAUUUGGACAAAGGAACGGGAAAUCCAACAAGGCCGUGAAACUAUCAUCUGGUUCUGAAUUGCUGGUGUUUCUGAUUUAACCAAUUUGGAUUCCCCACCAUUCACUCUCAACUGAGUAGCAAGCCUUGUGUUUUGUUUCUCUCUUUGUUCUGUUUUUUUUUGUGUAUUUGUAUUUUGUUUGUAAUUGAGUGACUUAAAACUCUGAUGUAUGAAGCAUUAUUACCACUGUUAAUGCAUGAAGAUAUUGUGAUGAGAAAGUA